AUGGCGACCGCCACCGGGCAGCCCCGACCGCGCCUGCGCGCCACCACCGCCGCCGAACUACGACUCCCAUGUGGGGUUUUUGGUAAGCUUAGAAACUAUAAACGUGUGUAUUCUCCUCAUCCUAAGCUUGUCCAGGGAAUUACAGCAUCCCUCUCUCAGAAGAGCAGCAGCCUAAGUACUUUGAAUGGAAGGAAAUCUGCAAAAGAUGGUCUGAAGCAGGAGCUCUUGGCACCUUUGCAGAGGUUCUCCUCAACAGCAGCGAAGAGCAGCACAGCAAAUACUUUUGCCUGCAGUACGUGUUUUGGGAAGAAGAAUGCUACCAGAGAUUGGCUAACACAGAAAAGCUUCCUCCAUGCAAAGGCAGUACCUGAUGAAAGUGGAGACAUCAUUGCUUGUGCUCAGUCCAUCUUGGAGAGAGAAAAUUAUUUUGUUAGGGAGGUGGACAGGUAUUUGAGGCACAAUGAUUUCUUGAACCUGAGAAAGAAGGAGCUCCUGUACAAGAAAUGGCUUAGGGAUGUUUCAGAGCCACUGCUGCGGAAAAUUGAGGACAAAAUUGACAGCAAAUCGAGUGAAGAAAUACAGAAAAGGAAUGAAGAACAACUCUCUCUAUAUUUAAACUACUGUAAAAAGAAGGGCUAUACAGCUUUGGACACUUACAACCCUUCAGAGUAUGAUCCGUUCUUCCUGAAGACUUGUACGGACUGCUGGAAGGUUACAAUACCAACUUUACAGGAUCCGUUGUUAAAAGACAUUCGAAGAAAGUUUACUGAGAAAGUCAUUAUCAAGCAGUGUGAGACAGGAAGGCUGUGCUCGUCCAGAGAACUGAAUCAACUCCGAAAAGCAGAACUGCCGCUCCUGCCUUUGAGCCGGCAACGUAUGGAUGCAGCUGAGUGGCUGAAGGUACCGCAUGCCUUCAUUGCUAGUGAGGCCCACCGGAGAAAGAGGCAAAAAGUUGUUGAACACCACAAAGACGGCAAGAGCUCACGUCAUCUAUCCUCCAGCUGACUGUGCAGUGGGAAGCACAGCCAUCAGAAGGUACUGUUCACAGUAUAUAUGUGAGAUCUUCUGCCAAAGCAAGUGAUAACAGGCCAGUCCUUCUGGUAGACUGCAAUAAACUUAGCACCUGAAACAUGUGUUUCCGAAGUAUUUUUUACACAGCAGCCAAAGAAAUGUAUGAGAUGUUGCUCCUUUUAUUUCCAGUUGCAGGCCAAAACCUGCGUGGAUUGAAAAAAAUAUUUUAGGAGUCUUAAUUUAAGCUCGGCCCUAGGAAGACAGUCUGAAAUUAUCUGGUUUAUUAUAAGCCAAUGGGUGUCUGUCUUUGUACUAAAAGAGACAGAACUAGUGAGAAAAGUUAGAAAAAAAAUCUGCCAAGACACUCCUCUGUGCAACGUAGACUCUGUAUGUUACCCCCAGGACUGGCUAUAGUUAUGACUUCGAGUCCGCUCUACCUCAUAUUACAAGAAGUGCGAAUAUGAGCAGUAGUCAGAGGGAAAAGCAAAUUUCACUUACAGCUUCAGCUCUUGCAAUUUUGCAAAAGAUGCUCAAAGAGGUCACCCUGUGUGUUAAGAACAUACCCUCUCUUUACAUGACAAGGGAGGUGCUCUUGGCUUUCUGCAUGGUUAGCAGACAUGUACAAAAGAGCAGAUGAGAAAGCGGUGAUAAAGAAAUAAUGAUUUUUUUUUUUUCUUUAAAGCUUUAUCAGAACUGGAAUACUGAAUGCCUUGCAAAAUAUCUGCAAAAUAAUACUAGGGUACUACUACCAAGGCAAGGUAGUCAGAGGGUUUUAUCUGACAGCAGGCACACAUUAAAUCAAACCUUAACAAACGUAUUCAUUGUUUUGAGAAGGCAGGAAAUAAUUAGGGGAGACGUACCUGUUCUUGUUCAGAAUGUCUGGUACUUUUCAGAUAAUUGGUACUGAACAAUAGAUGCUGCCAGUUAAAAUAUAAACUAGUUUCUGUAUUGUUUUAAUGGUCCCUGUCUCCCUACUAGUUUGAUGACAUAGGAGCUUAGAUGUAAGAGCCUGAAAACACAUACAGUUUUCUCUGUGCAGGUUCAGGAAGUUCUUAUCACCCACUGUACAGACACAAUCUCUCAAAGAGUUGUCAAGAUUUAGUUUUAUUUGGGGUUAGAAAUAUUGAACCACAGAAACCUGUUAAAAGUAACAGAGGUUGACUCAGCCCUGUAACAGGAGGGCAUACAGGAUGGUGAUCAGCUAUGAAACUAUCAGACAUCAGGAGGUAUUGCAGCACCCAUGGAAAAAAGGGCACACGUUGUUCAGAAUUGCAUGCAGUGCUUUUUCAACAAAGCAGUUUAAGGAGGCAGUAAAAUAGUUACUAUGUAUCAAACACUUCAUAAUGAAAACAAACUCUCUUUUACCAUCCCUGAUAUUAGUCCCAAGAGAAAGAUUUUUGUUUUACAACCAGUCUCAUUUUACAGGUUCUUGCUGGACUAGCAGUUCCCCAGAAUAAACAUUUUAAACUUUAUUAAACUUUCCUGUAAGUUUUUCUCAUUAUUUCACAUUCUCCUGUACAAUAAAAUAUACUUUUUUUUAAAAAUCACUGUGCAUCAAUAAACAUCUGUAGACAAAUUACAUUAAUAAACUUUAUAUUUUACUCUCUAUAUACAUGUUGGCAAUGACAGAGCUUCAAGAUUCACAUGGAGGCCUGUAAAACCGAGGGUAUGUACAUCAAUAACUUACAUUUAGGAAAAAUCAAAAGCUGAAGAGUAUUUUUCCACAUAAUUGUGGGUCACAGUAUUUAAAAUAGUUUGUCUAGUUAUUCUUUACAACCACAUUGUCUCAGCAGAGAAUGAUUAAUCAAACUGAAGCAUAAGGAAAAAUCAAGUUCCAAUUACUGAUUCAGUGCAGAACUAAGUGAAGUGAAGAACUACACUUGAUUUUUAAAGAAUGUACAAUAUAUUGGAGACUCCUCCAGUGCUAAGGCUUCUUCAGCUUUUAAUCUUUAAAGUUAUCGUCCUGAGACGGGAAGAUUCCAGUGGAUAUCACUUUUCAGAUUUCAAAUGGAAUGAUUCUAGCAUUAAACUAAACCAUUCCUCAGUCUAUAUAUUAGACUAAGUGGUAAAACAUACAUACAUUUUGAUGCCACGUUCCUACUUAAUACUUUUUAUGGCCCUGAAAAUGGAAACAUUGGCAUCCCAAACCAACAUAUUUCAAUAUAAUAAAAAGGCACUGAGCUAUACUACUGUACACAUGUAUGUAUAUAGUGUACAUGUAUGUAUGCUGUAUACAGUAACAUUUGUGUUUGCAUAGAUCAACAGUAACUUUGAACGCAGCA
Messenger RNA from Struthio camelus australis, 3293 nucleotides. NCBI's taxonomy places the organism in Eukaryota, Metazoa, Chordata, Aves, Struthioniformes, Struthionidae. The record is from RefSeq and is a predicted model, not a curated record.